GUAAUGAUUUUUGGGUCCAUACCAGAUCCUAGCAGAAUUUAUAUUUGGAAGAUGUAACAAGACAUUAUUCAUGCUGGUUUAGAAAUUUUCACCGAAAUCCGAAUUUUAUGAAAUGGAAGCUGUUGAUAUUUCAUUAACAUGUCACCUCAUUUCCUGUUUUCGCCGAGUUUAUUCGGUCCAACACGACACUUGAGAGUCACUCGCAAACUUUCAUCUUCACUCCUCGCAUAACGAUAUUGAUGUGCUAAAUAAAGACUCAGCGACUAGAUGUCUUUGCUAUUUUAUACAUGGUUAAUCUUCUGUGGUAUGUCGCUAUUGGCGUUUGAAGAUUGUCGAGGUUUUUUUAUGCGGCAAAGUAGUGCGCCUAGAAAGUGUAUAACAAGAAGGAAUGGUCUGAUAUACAAUGACCCUAGUCAUGCACUUCCUUACUGGGUUAUAUUGAAAGACAACUGCUUGGAUGAUAAAGCACAGUUUCGUUACAACGAUACAGAAAUAUUGUGGCAUAUCGAAUCUGGGGGAGCGUUGAAUUCUGCUACGUCUAGCACGUAUAGGAAUCUUUUUUCGAUAUAUGUAGCAAUAUCACCAGUAGCAAAGAACACUCAGAUCAAAAGUAGACAAAAUUUUAAACAAACAGACGCUGGAUCUUUAUAUUUCUACAAUGACCGGAGAUGUGGUGAGCCUUAUAGAGAUUAUGUGUAUAGAAGAACAUAUUGCGACAGAUCAAGCCAGAAAUUUACAUUUGGUUCAGUGACGCAGUUCGGCGACAAAAUGAAAGAUGUUAAUUGUUCUCCAAUACAACGUAUGGUGAUCCACAAAGCUUAUUAUGGCAAUUUCAACAAUAGCGGUAGAUUUAACAGCAGUGCCUACAGUGAUGCACAAUGCACUGCAGUAACAAGUUGUAGGUUGAAAUCUCUUUGUGGUGGAAAGAAAUCUUGUGAACUGAAUGUUGACAAUAAUUUACUAUUACCAAACCUCUGUUCUAACACAAGGAAAGAACUUUAUACCGAAUACACUUGUGUGGAUAACUAUACAAACCCCAUAACAACAGUUUCAGGACUUCAAAUUAGAUUAUCAAGCGGCUACAGAGGCUACCUCUACAUAUACGAAAAAACAUGGGUGGAAGUAUCUGAAGAAAAUUUGGAUGAAAACAGUGAGAGGUGGAUAUGUCAACAUUUAGGAUUUCAAGACCGUCUCACAAAUGGAAUUAGUUUUAGGAAUGCUUCUGAUAAAGAGAGUAUCGUAGCUGGUGACUUGGUUUGUUAUAACAUUACGUCCGGAGGAACAUCAUGUUGUGUUUAUCUUCAACCAAAAACAGCCACCUCAGCUGAUAAAAUACCAUAUGUUGAAUGUAAGAUUUGUGACAAUCAGUUGCUAAACGACAACAGUAGUUUUCCUGAUAACAUAUUUGGUGGCAAUGGAGGUAAUAGUUUUCACAAAGCAAGGUUUACUAAAGGUGGUUGGUGUUCUUCGACGCCUGGCUCAUAUCUAACCAUCGACCUUCCGAAAGAAUAUCACAUAACACGAGUUAUGGUCAUGGGUGAUAAAGAUCAGACAAAGUGGAGUGGAUCAUAUUCAUUGAAAUACAGUCAUGAUGAGAGUUUGGGUGAUAGCAGUCGUGCAGUACAGAUUUUAGGAAACACGAAUGGUUACCAAGCAUCGACUACCGACGUUGAUAUUUAUAAUGUGAGAUUCGUAAAAAUAUCAACUGAUGACACAGAUUUCUGUCUUAGAAUAGAAAUGUGCGGAGUGGUUCAACGUCCAGGUUCCGUGUUCGAUGUUCGAAUUAAUCCUUCCAAGAAUUCAGCACUAGUGACUUGGAAAUUACCAACUUCCUCCAGCUCAAGUUAUAUAAAAAAUCUCAAAAUAUAUUUGCACGGAAUUCGAAGGUAUCUCUUAUCCGUUCCACGAGGAAAUGAGUAUAAUAUCAGUAAUCUUCAGCCAUAUACUGUCUAUCAAGUUGGAAUUGAAGCCGUAGACGAUUAUCGUCAGAGAAGCAGAGCAGUAUACAAAAGAUUUAGGACAAAAGAAGCAGCUCCCAGUGGACGCCCUUAUAAUGUUAAACUCGCAGCCCGCAGUCAAACCUCAUUGAAUAUAACCUGGACGGCUCCUCAUAAAAGAACAUGGAAUGCUGAGAAGCUGACUGGAUUUAAAGUUUGCCAUUAUAUUCAUGAAAAUAAAAAUAGUCUGACAUGCAUUUCCGUCACGUCAUCCGCCACCACGGCAUGGUCAUAUACGUAUACUAUAAAUAGACUUCAAUCUUCUACUAAGUACUUCGUGACAGUCUCGGCUGCUACAGUUGGCGGUGUUGGCCCAAAAAGUACAACAGUCAGUGGAAUAACAGAUGGAGGGCCUGUUAAACUUCUCGAAGAUACCUCCUCAACUCUAAGGAUAAACAUUGAGAAACAAGAAGAUUAUAUGAAAAGCGUAAUCAUCAUUGUAAAAAUUGACUCAGGAGAAACGACACCGGUUGAAAACAUCAAAACCAACUCUCUCAGAUCUUACGGGUCUACACGCUAUGACAAACCUUAUAUCACUGCCUAUUUGAAAGCUGAUGUUCUACCCAUGAUGUUUGUAAUCGGCGAUGGCAAAGAAUAUAAUUCUAAAACAGAAAAAUAUUUGAACCAACCGUUAAGAAACAAUACAAGAUAUGUCGCGUUUCUAAGAUUUUUUGAAAACGAGGACUAUAACAUGUACAAUGAAUACUAUUCGACGGCUUGGAGCAAAAGUGUUAAGACUUCAAAACCCACAGUGCAAUCUCUGGCUUCUGUGCAAAAUAUUGUUGCUAAACCAUCAAAUUCCUCUGUUCAUCUCUCAUGGAGAAUACCAUCAACUGUGACAUCCACUUUCAUCACACAUUUUGUCAUUUACCUAAACGGUACAGAAAUCAGUAGAAUAUCGCGCGCAUAUUAUGCAAAUCAAUACAUUCUUCGAGACCUCAAGCCCUACACCAAUUAUGUUGUUGGGAUAAAGGCACAGCAUGGUGUUUCAAUGAACAAUCAGCCAAUAGUUUACCAACACUUCAAGACCACAGAAGCUGUUCCAAGCGGACCUCCACGAAAUGUUACAAAUCAAUCCCGUAGUGAGAAUUCACUUCAAAUUUCUUGGAAAGCUCCUAAAAAAAUCUUUUGGAAUGGCGAACUGACGGGUUACCAGAUUUGCUAUUCUACGAAAGAAAAAGAUAAACGGCCGAAAUGCUUGAACAUGAAAAGUUUGUCGGACCUGUUGUACACAAUCCCUAAUCUUCAACCAUUAACCAAAUACUUUGUUACAGUCUCAGCUGGUACCAGAGUUGGUUAUGGAAACAAGAGCCUGGAAAUCAACGAAAUGACCAAUGCAGAGCCUGUGAGUUUUGUUGUGAUGUCCCACUUAGAUCUUAAGUUAACCAUAUCCAAACCAGCGUCGAAUAUACGAGAAGUAAUGGUUAUCGUUAAAAAAGGCACCAGUAGUUUAACAUCAAGCAAAAAUAUCGAAAUGAGAAAACUCGGGCCUCAUCGGGAAAACACUCAAGAUCUUUAUGUCGCUGCUUAUUUAAAGACUGAGGAUCUUCCUUUGCUGUUCGUGAUUGGCGAUGGCAAAGAAUAUAAUUCCAAAACAGAGAAAUACGUCAACCAACCUUUGAGAACCAAUUCAAGUUAUAUCGUGUUUCUGAGAUAUUUUGAAAAUAAGGAUUUGUAUUACUCAACAGACUGGAGCAGCAGUUUUAAAACUAUGGGGAAAACCGCAGAUGGCUUGAAGAGGAAAAAAUCUCAAAAUUCCACUGAGAAUGAAACACGUGUUGAGCUUCUCAUACCGCUGGUUAUUUUGGCUUUAUGUUUUCUUGUUUCACUGGGUGUUAUUGUUUAUCAACGUCGUCUGAUUCAAAACAACAAAAGAAAAGCGAACCAAGGCCAUGAAACGACCAUGAUGUCGGAUUUCGGUCCGGAAACCCGCAAAGGGGCAAAGUAUGGUCAAGAACCAGAUACGCCCAUAAAUGAUGAGGGAGUAUACGAGACUACAGAUGAUGUUAUAGAUGAAAUUGAGCGAAAUGAGGGUGUACGUGGAGCAGACAAAGGACAAGAAUCAUCGGAUUACAUGUCGUUGAAAGACAACAAAGAACCAGCCAACGUUUACCAGGCAUUGCAACCCUCAACCAGCGAUGAUGUUCGGUAUCAUAUCAGUAAGGAGGGUGGUCAAUCAAUGGAAUGUCAAAAUCCUUCCUUCUAAUGAAGAUUUGAAAUGGUGAUCGAUUUUUGGACGGUCAUGAACGAAGGGUAGUUUCAGACGAAUUUCAAUAGAUACAAUGUAUAGUUAAUUCAGUACUAAUCAUAUAAUGCAGUCGGUUGAGGAAAGCUUACAAAAACAUUUGAAGUUGUAUAAUUGUUUAAAACGUGCAAUGUAAAGAGAAAGGGUGCAAAUCUGUCUUGAAAAGCGUGAACUGGAUGGAUCAAGUUGUAGGAAUAGUUUUCUUAACAGAACGUUUUAUUGUGGAAAAAAAAGUGAGGGUGAGGGGGCAUGUCCCUUCCGUCCCCCAAGGCCCAAGGAUUUCCGCCCCCUGGCGAAGAGGCUCAAUUCUGAUACUGAAAAAGAUAUGGCGAAUGACUUGUAUCACAUUUUGGCAAAUAUACUGCCGGUAACAACAACAAAACUGUUAGACUAUAGAUAUGCACGAUAUAUUCCUCAAGUGCUGCAAUGAUAAUACGAAAUA
Messenger RNA from Dendronephthya gigantea, 4684 nucleotides. Its product is annotated as receptor-type tyrosine-protein phosphatase delta-like. The transcript has 18 exons. Bases 268 to 4203 code for a protein of 1311 amino acids. Gene Ontology annotation, molecular function: protein binding; carbohydrate binding. The record is from RefSeq and is a predicted model, not a curated record. NCBI's taxonomy places the organism in Eukaryota, Metazoa, Cnidaria, Anthozoa, Malacalcyonacea, Nephtheidae.